GUAGUGACUGUGCCGUUAUUUAAGAUCCAGGAGUAAUCCAGCUAAGUCUUCCAGCAAAAAGUGCGACCGUUAGUCUGCGUUUGACAGUUGAAAUACACCACAGUAAUCGAUCAGCCCAGGCUGUGUUGCCACGCGAUGGCUGAUUAUGACGUCCGUUCCUCUGCGCACCGGAAGGAGAUGUGAGAACACCGGAAGGAGAAAGACUCUGCGCCUGGCAGUUGGGCAGUCGUUGGGAACAGCUGCCGUUGCUUUUGGCGGUACCGCAUGAGGGAGAUGCUGGCUGCCUUUGUCUCCCGUGUGCUGUGGGGGGUGGCCAAGAAGCCAGCUCGCAGAGUGCUGGUGGCAUCCUGUAACUAUUCAAAUGAUGCCAUGUUUGAAAUUAAGAAAUGUGAUCUUUAUUUGUUGGACGAGGGUCCUCCGCUGACUGCAGUGCUCACGAGAGAAGACGGGCUCAGAUACUACAAGAUGAUGCAGGUUGUUCGGCGCAUGGAAUUGAAAGCCGAUCAGUUGUAUAAACAGAAAUUUAUUCGUGGUUUCUGCCAUUUGUGUGAUGGGCAGGAAGCUUGCUGUGUGGGGCUUGAGGCAGGUAUAAACCCCUCGGAUCACGUCAUCACAUCCUAUCGGGCGCAUGGCGUGUGCUACACUCGUGGACUCCCUGUCCGGUCAAUCCUUGCAGAGCUGACAGGCAGAAGAGGAGGCUGUGCUAAAGGCAAGGGAGGAUCGAUGCAUAUGUAUGCCAAGAACUUCUAUGGGGGCAAUGGCAUUGUGGGUGCCCAAGUACCCCUGGGAGCUGGUGUCGCUCUGGCCUGUAAGUACAUGGGAAACAACGAGAUCUGCCUGACUUUAUAUGGGGAUGGCGCAGCUAAUCAGGGUCAGAUAGCCGAAGCUUACAAUAUGGCAGCUUUAUGGAAACUACCUUGUAUUUUCAUCUGUGAGAAUAACCUCUAUGGAAUGGGGACAUCGGUUGAGAGAGCAGCAGCCAGCACUGACUAUUACAAGAGAGGCCAUUUUAUCCCUGGGCUAAGAGUGGAUGGAAUGGAUAUUCUGUGUGUUCGGGAGGCAACGAGGUUUGCAGCCAACUAUUGUAGAUCUGGAAAGGGGCCCAUACUGAUGGAGCUGCAGACCUACCGUUAUCAUGGACACAGUAUGAGUGAUCCUGGCAUCAGUUACCGUAGCCGAGAAGAAAUUCAAAAAGUAAGAAGCAAGAGUGAUCCUAUUAUGCUUCUCCAAGAUAGGAUGGUGAACAGCAAGCUUGCCAGUGUGGAAGAAUUAAAGGAAAUCGACUCUGAAGUGAGGAAAGAAAUCGAGGAUGCAGCCCAGUUUGCUACAACUGAUCCUGAACCCCCUGUAGAAGAAUUGGGCCAUCACCUCUACAGCAGUAAUCCACCUUUUGAAGUUCGUGGUGCAAAUCAGUGGAUCAAGUUUAAGUCUGUUAGUUAAAGAUUCUAUAUAAAGUCCCACAGUGGGGUACUUAGGGUCAACUGUAAGGAAUUCUUGGUCUCAAUUUUGUUGAGGAAUAAAAACCUAUAAAAUGAA
Molecule: messenger RNA, 1536 nt
Organism: Oryctolagus cuniculus (rabbit)
Lineage: Eukaryota; Metazoa; Chordata; Mammalia; Lagomorpha; Leporidae
Gene: PDHA2
Product: pyruvate dehydrogenase E1 subunit alpha 2
Biological process (GO): pyruvate decarboxylation to acetyl-CoA
Cellular component (GO): intracellular membrane-bounded organelle
Molecular function (GO): pyruvate dehydrogenase (acetyl-transferring) activity
Source: RefSeq, a predicted model, not a curated record